CUAGCGGCAGGGUGGGUGGGGGCCGCGAGUUGGGGGCCGCGCCUGCUGCGGGAGCCCCCGGGUUGAGUGAGGGGGCUCCAGUGCCGGGCCCCUGGUCGGUGGGGGCGUCGUUACCGUCCGUGGGCUGCAAACAGGCGCGUGGGCAGACACGGGUUGACGUCCGAAGGCUCCUGUACGGGACGAGCGCACUACCAGCUUCGUAGACUGCGGAUUCGAGGCAGCUUGAUGUUCCGGCGGUUGGUUGGAGGCUCGACUUCGGAGGAGGGUACCAAGAAACUGAGAAUGUUUCCUUGAAUUCGCUUAUGUAUUUGUUUCAUCAAUGUCACUCAUAUGGAAUAUCUUGAGAGAAAUGCUGGAAUAUUUUGGUGUUCCCAUAGAUCAGGUUUUGCAGAUUAGAGAAAAUAAAGACUAUGGAUCAGCUCGAAGUAUUGUUCGUAUCAUCGGGAAAAUUCUUCCUCUAGAACCUUGUCCCAGGCCUAAUUUUGAGUUGAUCCCACUGUUGAACUCUGUAGACUCUGCUAACUGUGGAUCUGUAGUUCCAUCUUUUGCUGAUACUUUGUGUGUGGCAAAUGAUGAAGAAGCCAGUUAUUUCAGAUUUCGAAAUAAUAUAUGGAAACAUGAAGAAGAACAGAAAACUGAAUUUUUCCAUUCUUUGCAACCAGUCUGGAAUCCACUGUCACCUGCUCUCAGACAGAGUAAACGAAUGAAAAAUGAUGGGUCUGUAGGUGAAGCUGCCUUUAAAAAGAUAGCCGCCCUGGAAGAGGAGCUCACUUUCCUCCGCACCCAGAUUGCUGCAAUCGUGGGGAGGCGGGGACCCAAAACCAGUGUACAUGAGAGCUUCUUUGACUUAAAUGACGAGCCUAGCAGUUUGGGACAACAGCCAUCACCAGGGACUGCUGAACUGGGUGCCCAACCGGAUCCAUUUUCAAGUUCAAUGCUUUUCCCUCCUCCUCCUCCGCCUCCUCCUCCACUGCCCCCUCAGCUUUUUUCUCCACAGCCUCUGUGUUCUCUCACACAGUCAGGGUUGAAAAAUACAUGUGACUCGGAUAAUGCAGCCAAUGAAAUGAAAAAACAGCACCCAGGUGACAACAGUAAGACCAAUUACAGUCGUUCCAAAAACCAGGAAAAUCAAGAUGUUCCAAACAUGUUGGAUGUUCUAAAGGACUUGAAUAAGGUUAAGCUUCGGGCUAUUGAACGGUCACCUGGCGGUAAACCCAUUCAUAAGCGGAAAAGACAAGAUUCACAUUGGGAUCCAGUGUCUUUAAUAUCCCAUGCACUUAAGGAGAAGUUUGCUUUCCAAGAAGAUGAUUCCUUUGAGAAAGAAAAUAGGUCGUGGGAAUCUUCUCCAUUUUCUAGUCCAGAAACUUCAAGAGUGAGCUAUAAUAAUGUGAAGUUAAUGUUUUGAUUUUUUUUUAAAGUGUAUUGUUCAUGAUAGAUCUUUGCCUUCAAGUUCUUUUAAAGUACCUGUGCAGAACGGGCUAUACAGUUGUUGCUGGUACCGCUAAUGUUUCUGUUGUUUCUGUUAACUUUCACACAUUCCUUUUUGCUUUUGACUUACUAUGAAGUUUUUUGAAAUAAAACACUUGAUUUGAAAAAUA
This is a messenger RNA of Nyctereutes procyonoides (raccoon dog), 1598 nucleotides long. It is a transcript of the gene MTFR2, whose product is annotated as mitochondrial fission regulator 2. Lineage: Eukaryota; Metazoa; Chordata; Mammalia; Carnivora; Canidae. The record is from RefSeq and is a predicted model, not a curated record. Gene Ontology annotation, cellular component: mitochondrion. Gene Ontology annotation, biological process: aerobic respiration; mitochondrial fission. Bases 320 to 1405 code for a protein of 361 amino acids. The transcript has 7 exons.